GUUUGGGGUAAAAACACCCAAAACCACACAUUGACCCCAAAAAGGAGCCAGGGGGACCAACAUCCCCAUCCACCCAAUGUCCUCAAUGAAUCAACGUCCCCAACCACCCCGUGUGCCCAUGGAGCAGCUCUCUCCCUCUGGGCAUCUCACCCCAUCGCCCAUCUUUGCUGCAGCUGCGUUUUGGGUAAAAAAACAGCAAAACCCACUGCCGCCAACGCGGGGUCUCCAAGCACCUACCUGCACCCACAGCGCAGCCCUGCGAGCUGUACCUGCACAGGGAAGAACCGUGAGCACCCAAGAGGUCCGAGCCCCAUCCUGAAGCGCUGAAAGUCCCCUCUCCGCCUUUGGGUCCUCCCCACGUGGACCCCUCUCAUUCCCUCGAGGUCACGGAGGAACCCCCCAUUUCUGCAGCAAUGGAUCCGCACCACGGAGCCAAGGACGCAAGUUCCAGACUGAAAUGCAUUAAGGACAAACUGGUCCCCAUCGCGGGCACGGUGCUGGUGGCAGCGCUGCUGAUCGCCGUCAUUGCGCUGGCAGCCCAGAAACGCCCCUCGUGCUCCCCGUGCCCCACGGCCGGUCCCCUGCCCCCCAGCUGCCCCCCGGAAUGGAUCGGGGUCGGGACGCAGUGCUUCUAUUUCGUGGAGGACCCGGCGGACUGGGACGGGGGGCAGCGCUUCUGUCUGUCCCGCGGAGCGCGUCUGGCUGCCGUGGAGAGCCCCCAGGAACUGGGCUUCGUGCUGCGCUACGGGCGCUCUGUGCAGUACUGGCUCGGGCUGCGCAGGGAGCGCUCGGGGCUGUGGAUGUGGUCCAAUGGGUCUCGCUUCAAUAACACGUUCAGCAUCGCGGGCAGCGGUCACUGCGCCCACACGGACGGCGGAGGGAUCGGCAGCGAUGGGUGCUCCCGCCCCAAACGUUCCGUCUGCGGCCGCCCCCAGUGGGGGGCGCGGGGGGGCACGGAGCCGUGAGCCGACCUCUGUCCAUCCCGACAUCCCCCCUCCCCCCUUCAUCCCAUCCUGGGAUUUCUGCCCCUCUCUUGAAAAAAAUGGGCUUAAAAAUGACGAAAUCUGGUCAAAAAUGCAGCGUGUGGUUGGAGGAGGGGAGAGGAGGGACACCCCCCCCCCCUCACAGAGGCGCCCCAAUUAGUUCCGUUUCCUUAAUUAAAUGGGAGUAGGGUUAAAGCAAGUGGUGAAAAUGGGUUAAAAAACACGAAACGGGGUGAAACGAAGCGCUCGGCUCCAGGAUCUGUCAGGAAACGCCCGUAAAAUUAACAUUUUUCUUUUUUUAUUAUUAUUAAAAUGGAUUUCUGGGG
This is a messenger RNA of Numida meleagris (helmeted guineafowl), 1309 nucleotides long. Its product is annotated as C-type lectin domain family 2 member D-like. The transcript is spliced from 6 exons. Bases 414 to 965 code for a protein of 183 amino acids. The record is from RefSeq and is a predicted model, not a curated record. Lineage: Eukaryota; Metazoa; Chordata; Aves; Galliformes; Numididae.